This is a messenger RNA of Magnolia sinica, 3391 nucleotides long. RefSeq names its product leucine-rich repeat receptor-like protein kinase TDR. Gene Ontology annotation, cellular component: plasma membrane. The transcript has 2 exons. Gene Ontology annotation, molecular function: ATP binding; protein binding; protein kinase activity. The record is from RefSeq and is a predicted model, not a curated record. Gene Ontology annotation, biological process: protein phosphorylation; hormone-mediated signaling pathway. Bases 299 to 3208 code for a protein of 969 amino acids. Lineage: Eukaryota; Viridiplantae; Streptophyta; Magnoliopsida; Magnoliales; Magnoliaceae.
UUGGAUUCUUCAAUGAGAGAAAAAGCAAAGAUGUGCAGAUGUAAGAUGAACAGCAUUUCCCUCCUAAUGGCCAGCACAAUUCAAAUAAACUACCACAGCUAGGCCCCUCUCUUCCACCCAAAAGCAGAAGAACAGAACAGGAUUCCCAUCUCAACUAAUCAAAUGGGCCUCGACAUCACCUUUCGGCAGUUCCCAUGCACAUCUCCAAACACCAUCUUCAUCAAUCUUUCGAUGGGUAUUAGAUAAUCUUACAAGGGGUCUGGACAUAUGCUCCCUUGUUCCGAAGAUCUUCGAUAAUAUGCAAAUUCCCAUGGUGAUCUUUUGGAGCAUUGCUCUGCUGUUCUUCGUCCGGACACAAGUAUCAUGUUUGGAUCCUUUCUCGGAGGCGCUUCUCGGCCUGAAAUCUGAGCUAGUAGACAGUUCAAAUAGUCUGUAUGAUUGGUCAUCUGUUCCUUCUAAUGGGAAUUCAAAUUCUACAGUUCCCGCCUGUUCUUGGUCAGGAGUUAAAUGUACGAAGAAUUCGAGCAUGAUCAUCGGUUUAGAUCUCUCUCAAAGAAAUCUUUCUGGGUCAAUAUCGGGCAAAAACAUCAAGGUCUUGGUCGAUCUCGUUGACCUCAAUCUCAGCUACAAUUCCUUCUCCGGUCAGCUUCCGACAGACGUGUUUAAUCUCACCAAUCUGAGAAGCUUGGACAUCGGCAGGAACAACUUCAAUGGCAAUUUCCCUGAUGGGAUCUCCGCUAUCCAGCGUCUGGUGGUGUUCGAUGCCUUCAGCAACAGCUUCUCUGGCCCACUGCCGACGGAGAUUGCCCGUCUGGAAUCCCUCAAGGUACUGAACUUAGCUGGGAGCUACUUCGAUGGUCCGAUUCCCCGGGAAUAUGGGUCAUUCAAGAGCCUUGAAUUCCUUCACCUUGCAGGGAAUUUACUGAGUGGCGAAAUCCCUCCUGAGCUGGGGAACCUAAAGACAGUGACCCAUGUAGAGAUUGGCUACAAUUUCUACCAUGGAAGCAUCCCAUGGCAAUUGGGAAGCAUGACCAAACUUCAGUACCUCGAUAUGGCCCACGCCAAUCUCUCUGGCCCGAUCCCCGACUAUCUCAGCAACCUGGCCAAUCUUCAUACUCUGUUUCUCUUCAGGAACCAACUCAGCGGAUCGAUUCCAUGGAGCUUCGGCAACAUAACGUCUCUCAUGAACAUAGACCUGUCUGAAAACCAGCUCUCUGGAUCCAUACCGAAGAGCUUCGCAGGCUUGAAGAAUCUUCGUCUGCUCAGUCUCAUGUAUAACAGCAUGAGCGGUUCAAUUCCAGAUGGAAUUGCAGACCUUCCGCUCCUCGAUACACUUCUAAUAUGGAACAAUCUCUUCUCAGGCCCGCUGCCGCAGAGCUUGGGCAGGAAUUCUCAGCUGAAGUGGCUCGAUGUUUCUACCAAUGGUUUUACGGGGAUUGUUCCACCUGAUCUCUGUUCAGGAGUUAAGCUUUUGAAGCUCAUCCUCUUCUCCAACAAUUUCACAGGCGGGCUAUCUCUGGCUCUCUCGAAUUGCUCAUCUCUCAUCCGUCUUCGGAUCGAAGACAAUUCCUUUUCGGGUACAAUCCCACUGAAAUUCGACAUUCUUCCCAACAUAACGUAUGUGGAUCUAUCCAGAAACAGGUUUACAGGAGGAAUACCAAACAACAUUUACAAAGCUGGCAAUCUUCAGUACUUCAAUAUCUCUCAGAAUUCGAAUCUUGGAGGGACUGUCCCAAGCAGAAUAUGGUCUCUGCCGCUUCUGCAGAAUUUCUCAGCAUCUUUGUGUAAUAUCUCCGGCAAUCUUCCUCCAUUCAAAUCCUGCGACUCCAUUUCUACAAUAGAACUGAACAGGAACCAGCUAUCAGGGACAAUACCAGGAGGUGUUCUCCAAUGCCAGUCUCUUGAGAGAAUGGAUUUAUCAAAGAAUCAAUUGAUGGGUCAGAUACCACCGGAGCUUGCGAGUCUUCCUACCUUGAGUUUCAUAGACGUAUCACAUAACAAACUUACAGGUUCCAUACCGGCGAAGUUUGGAAAUUCUUCGGAGUUGGUACUUUUGAAUGUAUCUUUCAAUAACAUUUCUGGGUCUAUUCCACCAGAUGAUGUUUUCAGAUCAAUGGGUUCGAAUGCUUUUAUCGGAAAUCCGCAACUCUGCGGACCACCUCUGCAACCUUGUCCUGAUUCAACACAGAUUCCACAUGUUGCUGGUUUUGGACUAGGUAGCAAGAGUUCAGAGAAACUUGUAUGGGUUCUGUCACUAUGCUCGGGUGUGGUUUUACUCAUCAUGGUAUCCAUCUUCGGUAUUCUGUAUAUCUACCGACGAAAGAGAGGUCAAUGGAAGAUGGUCUCAUUCAUUGGACUUCCUCGAUUCACAGCAAAUGAUGUUUUGAGGAGCUUGAAUUGCAGCAAUUCCAUAGAGAUAUCACCAUCACUAUCAGCAGCUUCCUACUGCAAAGGAGUUCUUCCGACAGGGAUAACAGUUGCGGUGAAGAAGAUCGAAUGGGAAGCUAAGAGAAGGAAUGUGUUGUCUGAAUUCAUUAAGCUAAUCGGCAAAGCCAGGCACAGGAACCUCAUCAGAUUGCUCGGGUACUGCAGCAACGAACAGGUCGCUUAUCUUCUGUACGACUACCUGCCGAAUGGGAAUCUAGAAGAGAAGAUGAGAAUGAAACGGGACUCGCCGAUCAGCACUUGGGCAGCCAAGUACAAAACUGUGAUUGGGAUCGCGAGGGGGCUCUGCCACCUUCACCAUGACUGCUAUCCUGUAGUUCCACAUGGAGAUCUGAGGUCGAGCAACGUAGUGUUUGAUGAAAAUAUGGAGCCACACUUAGCUGAAUUCGGAUUAAAACGUCUGAUGCAGAUGAACAGCGGUUCAAUCCCAAGGAGAUCUGGGUCAGGCACAGGUGAACUAGAGACCGAAGUGAAGGAGGAAAUACACAGAGAUAUUUACAGCUUUGGAGAGGUCCUCUUGGAGAUUUUAACCAAUGGUAGACUGAAAAAUGCAGGAGCAAGCAUACAGGCUAAACCAAGAGAGGACAUCUUACAAGACGUCUACCACGAGAAUGAAGAGUGUCCAACAGAUGCAUCAAGAGAGGAGAUAAAACUGGUCCUUGAAGUAGCUUUGCUAUGCACCAGGAGCACAUCAUCUGACAGGCCAUCCAUGGAAGAUGCAGUGAGACUUCUGUCGGGGUUGAGGCCGAACAGGAGUAACUAGUCACUUAUCUCUAGACCCCCUACUAUCACAGAAGUUAGUGAACUGAUGAUGGUAACAGUUUGUGUUUGCAUUGUUUGAUAGCAUAUUUGUAUAAUUAAUUAAGUUUCUAUGCUGUAACAUAAUCGCUACCAGUGUGUUAUGCUAAAGCAUCUAUUAAUAAAUGUAAGUAUUUGAAUUUUUUUU